Aspergillus puulaauensis is the source of this 1080-nucleotide messenger RNA. RefSeq names its product SIR2 family NAD-dependent protein deacylase. Lineage: Eukaryota; Fungi; Ascomycota; Eurotiomycetes; Eurotiales; Aspergillaceae. The coding region runs from base 1 to 1080 and encodes 359 amino acids. Gene Ontology annotation, molecular function: NAD+ binding; histone deacetylase activity, NAD-dependent. The transcript is spliced from 2 exons. The record is from RefSeq and is a predicted model, not a curated record.
AUGGGCAAUGAAUCAUCUACGGUGGUAGACGAAAAUACCCCACCGUCUGUGCUACAAGCACGUACCGUUGAAGCUGUUGCGAAAUAUGUCAAGGAGAAACAAGUGCGACGGGUGGUAGUGAUGGUUGGAGCAGGAAUCAGCACAUCGGCCGGCAUUCCCGAUUUCCGGUCUCCAGAUACCGGUAUAUACGCAAAUCUCAUCCACCUAGAUCUACCCGACCCCGAGGCAGUGUUCGACAUCAGCUUUUUCAGAGAAAACCCUAAGCCGUUCUACGCUUUGGCGCGGGAGCUCGCCCCAGGGCAGUACAGACCUACAAUUGCGCAUUCGUUCGUAAAACUACUCUACGAAAAGGGCAAGCUUUUGAAACAUUUUACGCAGAAUAUCGACUGUUUAGAGCGGCUGGCGGGUGUACCGGGCGAGAUGAUUGUCGAAGCACACGGGAGCUUCGCGACUCAGCGCUGCAUUGACUGUAAAACGGCAUAUCCGGAGGACGCCAUGAAGGAGGCAAUUGCAAAGGCUAAGGUACCGUCCUGCGAGGAGUGUAGGGGGCUAGUGAAGCCGGAUAUUGUUUUCUUCGGGGAAGCCCUGCCCGAGUCUUUCUUCUCCAACAGAGAACUUCCCGAAACAGCAGACCUAUGCAUUGUCAUGGGGACAAGUCUCCAAGUGCAGCCCUUUGCUAGUCUCCCUUCAUUCGUUACAGAUGGUGUCCCGCGUGUUCUCAUUAACCGGGAGCGAGUUGGGGGGAUGGGGUCUCGUCCAGAUGAUGUCCUCAUCCUAGGCGACUGUGACGACGGGGUGAGGACACUUGCGCGAGCACUGGGCUGGGAGGAAGAACUGCAAAACUUGUGGGAGGAAGCCAACCCGAAUAAGAAGUCGCGGGAGGAAGAGCUGGCGCCUCUUGCGACGCGAGAAGAGCGGCUUGAGAAUGAGAUUGACCGGUUGACCGCAGAAGUAGACAAGACCCUCAAGAUCUCAGACGCUUACCAGAAACGUGUUCGGGAGCGUCUGGACAGCCAUUCACCUGAGGGCAAUGGGGUUACAGGGCUGGCUCACGUUUUCCCUCAUUUGGCCAAACAAUAA